GACCAAAUGAGUAUCUUCACAGGCAACACUAUUUUCUUCACGCUGAUCCCUCAAGCUAAACACUAAUACAGGAGCCCGCCCAGUCAUCAUAGCGAUAACCAGACUUGCUCUUUAAUAUUCUCCUGAUGCUCGAUUUCCUGCAGGACGUACAUUGAAUUAGAGUUACUUACGCGUGGAUGCAGGUAGAGUAUAGUCGUGCAUAGUGCGAAAUAGCUUGUUGGUCUUGCAUUGGAUACCUCUCAGUUGACGUGAGAAGAAAAUUAGAAGCAGAUUUCUUGAUAACAUCAAAUCUUCAUGUCGGCUAACAGAGCGGGUGGGAGCCUUCGCCUUGUAUCACGUGUUCUCGGGAAACCACAAGGAAAAAAUUUGGGACGAGAGGCAUUGAGAAGAGGACAAUUGUCUGCAACUCUUUCAUCGCAAAAAGGUACUGAAAUUUACACACAACUCGAUCGAGGGAAUAUUGAAAAGAGCCAACAGUAAAAUUUCGAGAUUCGCAAAUAAUGAUAUCGCUUUUGGUGUGAUGAAUACGACAUACGAAUGGCUAUAGCAUUUUGUCAAUCCACCACUUCUGCCUCCCUAGUAUCUUGUGAUUUCCAAGAAACCCAUGCCCAACGUCAUUUCCAUUUCUCAAUUCCCUAUCUUAAAUGACUAAGAGACCCACCCCCGCCCAUCUUCCCCAAAAGGAAAAAUCAAUGAGUGGUGCCAGUAUUAGUCCUGACUUGAUAUCGUCUCGGAACCGCCAUUACGAGCUCACAAACAACGCUGGUGCUAGUGACGAUGAACCAAUCUAUGGUCGUGGUGGUGCGAGUGUAGAUAUUAUGAACAGGGGGAUCAGCAUUAGGCUCAACAGGGGAAGAUUUGGCCUUCCUUUUUGGUUUUGACUCACUCACUCUAUCUUCAUCUUGGAACAACUGGCUCAUCUUGCGUGGGACGAGCAGGACAGGAGCAAUAGGAUUAGGUAUCGCAACUGCAGUUGUAGACUUCCUCCUUUGAGACUAGGAGAGAAGUACUCUAAAAAGCAGAAGCAGAACUUGUUCAAGAGAAAUCUUACUCUCUCUACUUGUAAUUCACAAGAAGAUGGAUUAGUCUACUUGUUUCACAAGAAGACGCUCUAAAAAGAACGACCUCAACACCACUGGCACAACAUACUCUGGCGCAGACUACGACGAUACAGCUUCUACCAUUGAGGGAGCAGCGAAUCUUUUUGGUCGUCGUACAUCUUCGAGUUCGUGGCUUCCUGGGUGGGUAGUACAACGAGGACCAAGUAGUACUGCUGGUUAUGGCGUCAUCUGAUGAAUGAACAUGGUUGGGUACCUACUAGAGUCUGAAAGAACAGAGGAAAAAGAAGGUGGCUCAGUAACGAGCAGUUCUAGUAGUAGACCUAUUACUAGCAGAGCACCUCUAUCAUCUGCUAAAAAGAAAUUUCCAGUAAUUUUUGCAUACUAAGAAACAAAUUUCCAUAAUUGUCCUUAAUCACAUUCAUCACAUCUAAUCUACGUCUUCAACAGCCAAGAACUUUUUUCGCGGUUUAGAGCAACAGUCACGAGUUCGUCUCUGCGCCUACGCGGUUUUUGGAUUCUGCUUCGCCUGCUUCGGUGAUUCAGAUUCUUCCUCUUCCAGUCAUAGCGACUAACGCUGGCAUCACUCUUGUUCAGAGGUGGGAUCACUCAUCAGAUACCCCAAACCUAGUAGACCAAGUAGUGUUUGACUACAACAUUCUUCUAUAAAACUAUUAUCUCUAGUACCAUGAUCCUUUACAAGUACAUGGUGCAAUCAAUCUUCACUCUCACAUCAGGUUUCUCGUUUAUAUUUCCGGCUUCAUCGACGGCUCUUUUUCAACGCUUUGGCGCACCUUUUUCGACGUCGCAAACUACAGCGAAGACUAACAAAAUGCCAGAAGCGAAGAAGGAUAAUCCAUUGCUGUUUCCAGCGUCACAGCUGUUUCCUCCUUUCUUAUGGUCUUCACCUUCUACUUGAAAGAGUCCUUCUUCCCUCCACCUACUCUCACGAGAGGACGAAGAUUAUUUUCCUCUUCUUCCCUGUGGUCUCUCUAACGGCAGCCACUGUAAAAGCCGAUGAUGUGGUUCCCGGAAUCGCGGAGCAACUUCGCAUCGCUACUGUCGCUCUCGAAGCACUCGAAGCGUCCAUCACAGAAGCCCUCACUGCCAACACCCUGACCUACGAAAAAGUCGCCUUAGAAGUGGAGCGGUUUGAUGACGAACUUAGUCGCGCGUGGGGUACGGUGAAGCACCUGAAGUCGGUUGCGGAUUCGCCAGAGUUGAGGCAAGCGGUUGAUGACAUGCAACCGAAGGUGAUUGAAUUUGGUUUGCGCAUGGGUCAAAGCGAACCAUUGUUCAAAGCAUGGGAUUACUUUUAUGAACGAACAUUUGUUGAGCUUGAGUUCUUAGAAUCUGUAGUUUUUGUUUUUGUUGUUUUUAGCGGUACUAGUUGUACAUAAUUGUCUCUAUUAAAUAAGUAUCUAUAAUCUUAAUCAUCAUUUAUAAUAUGAAGAUUUUUAUCUUCUUUCAAAACAUUUAAGCAUCAAAAGAUAACUACAACUACGCUCCUGCGAUCAUGAUUUUUCUGGAAGAAGUAAGAACUACCUCCUCAUCCUUCUAAUCGGCAGCCCAACCAGGGCAACUGGAAAAACUGACCCCAAGUCAGAAACGCAUUGUCGAAAGCGAACGUCUCGCAGCAAAAUUGAGCGGUGUCGGUCUCACUGGCGAAAAGAAGGAGACGUACAACAAGAAUGCCAAACGCAUGGGCGAUCUGAAAACCAAGUUCACCAACAAUCUGCAAGACGCUACCAAGGCGUUCAGUCUCAAACUCACCACCAAGGCAGAAGUUGCGGGACUACCAGCAUCCGCUCUUUCCCUAGCAGCUCAAACAGCGAAGAGCAAGUUUGGCGAAUCCGAUGCUGCGUGCAAUUAAGGCUGUACAUAAUACAUCUUUGGGCGCAUCCUUGAAACGUAUGGAAGAGUAUCCUAAGGGAAUACUCCCCCAUACUUUUCAAGGAUGCACUUGAAAGAUGAAUUACGGACAGCUCUAAUGCAAGGAGGCAACACCAGAAAAUGGACCUUGGGUGUUUACGUUGGACAUGCCGAGUUAUCUCCCAGUGAUGCAGCACGCACAUGACCGAGCUUUGCGCCAGAAGAUGUACCAGGCACAUCUGAAGCGUGCUAGCGAAUUCACGGAGCUGAAAGACGAGAAGACGAACGAGCUCAAAGACAACACACCGUUGAUUCAGGAGAUUUUGAAUUAUGGAAGAACGUUCUUCUCGCUCUCUGUGAUGAACCUGAAGUACAUAUUGUGGGUAGAUAGUAGAAUGAUACUAUAAAAAAUCUUUACUACACAUCAGAAGUUGUAGACUGCAAACCUGCUCCGUUUCUCUCUCUAAUCCCUACUCCGCCUCGAAAACGCUCAACUCUUGGGCUACACCAACUACGCGGAAACCAGUUUGGCUAAGAAGAUGGCCACUUUGGAUAGUGCGAACAAGUUGAUCGAAGACUUGAGGGCGUCUAGUAUGCAGCCAGCGCUGAAGGAAUUAGAGGAUUUAGAGAAGUUCGCGAAGAAAGAACAUUAUGGACAUGGAGCUGCUCUGUUGUACUACUGGUAAGUAGUUCAAUAGAUCAUUAGAUUUAGAAAUUUGAAGUCUCGACUUCGUUCCCGAAAAAGGUUAAGAUGAUAGAAGAUGUGAAGUUAACGCGAACGACCUUGAACGACUUCUAUUUCACAAAUUUAAUACCUAUACCAGAAUAUCAAUAAAUAUUUUUCCUGAGUCUGCUAAAGUUUACUAAGUUGCCUCAAGUAGAUCAAAGCGAAUAUUUAUCCCAUGAGCAGACAUGACCUCUCUUCACAUCUAAUUCCUAUCCGAGUACCCUGCUUUCCCAGCCUCCGAGAAGUUGAUGCAGUGGGACGUCCCCUUCUACGCUGAGAGGAUGAAGGAAGCUGAGUUUUCCUUCAAAGAGGAGGAUCUCAAGCCUUACUUCUCGUUGCCGAAAGUGUUGGUCUUAUGAAAUCGGUGGUAAAGAUAUACCCUAAGCCCUAAACCCUAGGGCUAAAUCUGCCAUCCCCAAUCUCCCUCUACCUCCUACUCUAAUCUUCCCUGGACUCUUCCAACCAGCUUCAGGUACUCCUUGUCCUUACACUUAGUCUUAGAGUAGAGGUUGUAAACCUCGUCUGGCCCUCUUUAGUCAGCAGCUUCUCAUCAAAUCUGCCAUGAUCCCCAAUCUCGUAACGAUGUAAAUCCUACUCUAAUCUCCGGACUCUUCCAACUCGCCAAGAAGCUCUUUGACAUUGACAUUGUCGAACUCGCGUCCACUGACGCCGCUUUCGGGAGUCUUGGUGUCAGCAUCUGGCAUCCCGACGUGAAGGUUUUCGAGAUCAAGCGUGAGGGGAAGGCCGUGAGCUACUUCUUCCUGGAUCCUUACAGUCGACCGGAGACCAAGAAGGGAGGCGCGUGGAUGGAUGAAGUUGCUGGUACUUCUAUUUCUCUAAAUUAGAAGUGGCGUGAAGGAGGUGCUGGAAUGAGUAGUAGACGUAGAAGAACUAAAAGUGAAAGAAGGUUAUGUAGUUAUAGACGUAGUAGAACUAGAAGUGUAGUCAUAGAGGAACAGGAGAUUGAAGCAAUAAUGGUACUUCUAGAAACUUUGACUUAUAGGCGCAAAAGCAAAUUAAUGCGAAAUACUAAAAUACUAAUACUUGAAUAAACAAUAGGCUUGUUUUCCUCUUUCUACUUUUAGGCUGUCCCUUCUUGCAAAUACUUACACAUGAUCAAGAUGAAUCCAGCUCCUUGAUGACCUUACUUAAACUUAACCUUUUCGUUUUCAACUUAAGUACACAUGAUCAAGAUGAAUCCAGCUUGAUCAUGACCUUACAGUAUGAGAUAACACCUUACAGUAAGUAAUACUUAAACUUAACCUUUUCAUCCCAGGUCGCACCGCCAACCCCUCUUUGGUCCCUUCUGGGAAUAACGUGCGGCUUCCCAUAGCUCACAUGGUUUGCAACCAGAGCCCACCAAUUGGCGAUGAGCCGAGUUUGAUGACCUUCCGAGAGGUCGAAACCCUUUUCCACGAAUUUGGACAUGCUUUGCAGCACAUGCUGACGAAAGUUAUGCUCCUGGAUCUUGUCACAGGAUACUUACUAUGUCAUGGGAGAUUUUUGCAAAGCACAGGAUACUUACUAUGUUGUCAGCGUAGCGGAGACUGCUCGUCCACUUCUGAGUCGUGCCCCCCUCAACACUUUUGUCCACCUCUAACUUGCAAUCCGAAGGCCUCGCAGCUGGUAUUCGCAAAGUCGAAUGGGACGCUGUGGAGCAACCGAGUCAAUUCAUGGAAAACUUCUGCUACGAUCGCAGCACUAUUGAUAAGAUGGCUUUGCACUACAAAUCCGGAGAGAAAAUUCCAGACGACUUAUGGAAAAAAGUCGUUGCAGCAAAGAAUUUCAGAGCGGCGAGCAUGAUGUAAUAUGAUUGCUUCUAUUUUUGAAAUUUACUUCGCUGUUGAUGCGGCCUAUCCUGAUUUAGCCUGAUGCUACUUACGAGGACUACUCGUCUUGAAAUUACUAAUGAUUGUGGCUUUAGUCGCUAACAAAAAACUACUACAACUACAACACUUCGUAUUAGAAGGACAACGACAACAUGGAUGUUCAAGCUAGUCGACCUUCUUUGAUUUUAGACCAAUGAACAAUAAUUGAAAUUUAUUCCACCUCAAAACCUGAAAUAAACCUCAGGCUCCGCCAGCUCCACUUCUCCCACGUUGAUCUGGAGCUCCAUUCGAACUAUGAUCCGAACUCGGGAAAAUCAAUCUGGGAUGUUGAUUUGGAAACCAGUAAAAAGUUCGACGUCCUUCCCCUGCUGCCGUACGACCGAUUCUUGUGCUCUUUUGCGCACAUUUUCGCUGGAGGCUACGCAGCUGGUUACUUCAGCUACAAGUGGGCGGAAGUGCUGUCGGCGGAUUGCUUUUUAUGACCACUGGUUGCUUGUUGUUGUAGAAGUAGAGACAAAGAAAAUUCUUGCAGAAUAGCUUUCUUGUCCUCGAAGUUCAUCUUGUUUUGAAAAAAGAAUUAUACUGAGCUAGAUCUGCAUCUACAGUUCAUCAAGGCUUCUAACAAAAGCCGCUUUCGAAGAGGCAGGCUUGAACGACGAAGAAAAGGUCAAGUCGGUAGGCCGAAAAUUUGCAGAUACCAUCCUAGGUUUAGGAGGCGGCGUCGCUCCUCUAGAGGUUUUCAAGCUGUUCCGUGGCCGCGAACCGACUGUGGAUGCCUUGUUGCGACACAACGGUCUAGGAGGAGAGAAACCGAAACUGUGAAGAAAAGUAGGAUAAAGAAUGGAUGUAGUAGAAGCAAGUAAGUAGAUAGUGUAGAUAGUGAUAGAGGUGGAGGUGCAAUUUUUGGUUUGACUUAUUUUCACAGCCAGUCAUUCAAUUUGAAUUGCAGGAGUUCGAGUUGUCCUCACAAUUAUAAGCUUGAUUUACCGACUUAGACCUCCUUCUCGUGAUUGUGCAGACCCAAGCACUAGUUACCCGCAUUCGAUGUAUUAACACUUACGAUUGAAUCUUCCCCUCAAGAACGGGGGCAACGAUUCAUUUUUAGUCCCCAGAUGAUAAAGAACAACGGUGUCCUCACACGAGUCCCUAAAUUUUUCAAUUUAUCGGCCUUAGCAAGUUGAUGUGUACUACCUUGCCGACAUAUAAUGAGUGGUGCGACACUCAAAAAAGAAGUCCAUUGGAGCUCGAAUUCGUUCCUAUUGUUCCCAUUUUUUUCACAUGCACAUAAUCAUAAUACAUGGGUCCACCAGUAUGUUAUGUAGUAUGCGAUUUUCGAUGAUACUAAGAAGAUGAACAAGAACUUCAAGUACACAGACUUCCACUUCCUUGGAACUGCAGCUAUGAAGAUCUUCAAUCAUGACACCCAUGAAAUUGAAAAGUAGAAUCGUUGAUUUCUCAGCAGAAUCAGGGUUGCAUGACUGCUACAAAAAUAAUGCUUGAAUUUAGAUUCUUCGCAUUGGCUCGGUGUACUACUUCUUCUACUUGCUUCUAUUUAGACGCGUUAUCUGUAGAGCUACAGGCUUCUCGCGGCGUGGAUGUAAAUAAGUAGGCGAGAAUUGACGUUGACCCAGGUAACAAAGGAAAAGGUUGCACCUUUCACUAUCAUGACUUGAUGACUAAGUCCUAGCAUCAAUCAUCAAGUAAUCACCUCCACUCUGGUGUUCAGAAG
Molecule: messenger RNA, 7215 nt
Organism: Amoebophrya sp. A25
Lineage: Eukaryota; Dinophyceae; Syndiniales; Amoebophryaceae
Source: the annotation of a GenBank genome assembly